Molecule: messenger RNA, 3634 nt
Organism: Oppiella nova
Lineage: Eukaryota; Metazoa; Arthropoda; Arachnida; Sarcoptiformes; Oppiidae
Source: the annotation of a GenBank genome assembly
CAAGACUUGUAUGACUCGAUCCAAUCAAACGGAUUCCUAUUAACGGUAUUCCGCUAUAAGUUUACGGAACCGGAGAUCGCGUUGAACUCAUUGAACAGAAAGUCAUUUCUCAAUAAUAAUGAACUGAAACUACGUUUAGAAAAAUUCGUGACAAUUGCCAAAAGUGUUGGUUUUCGUCUAAUAUGCAAAAAGUGCGAUAAAAUAGGAACGCAAUGGUUUGGAGUAUUGCAGGAAAGGGUGAUUGAGGCCAAGGAGGCGGACAAUCAAACGGAUAACGUAUGGCUGAUUGCAAACGACUCGUCCAUUAAUGGGAUAAUAGGUCUCAUGAAUUGCUUACGAUUAGAGCCGGGAGGAGGGAACUGGAGAUAUAUUUUCAAUUACGACAGCACUGGUAGUCCAAUGGAUAUAGACUUCAAUGUCAGCCCUUAUAGCGAUAUAUUGGCCAACGAUUUGGUGGCGAAUAUAAACAACAGACAUACCGUUCCUAUUUUAUCGCACUUUUUGCAUAUUAGACGAAAACCAACACUUUUGGUGGCGAAUGUCGUGAAAGAGGGAAAAGUGGGAACUUAUCGACACUUAAGACUUCCCACGGAUUACGACAAAUGCCUCUCAAAUGACUAUCACUUGAAUUCAUCAAAAAUGGGUGAUUUGGGAGGCAUUAAGUGGUAUGACUCUCGGAAUAUACACCGGGUUAAUGAAAUAUGGGGAAUUAAUAAUCAAAAAUUGAGCAUGGCGAGAGUAGAAAUCUAUUACUCUGGUAUCACAUUUAAGGAUAUCAUGUUGGCAACUGGUCGUAUACCGUCUGGCUCUGCACAAUUAUUCACCGACUGCUCAAUUGGUUGUGAAUACACCGGUCGUAGGGCCGACACGGGUGAACGUGUGAUGGGUCUGGUGGGAGGCCGUUCAAUCGCCACCUCUAUUAACGCCAAUAUCUCGGGUAUGACUAAAAUACCCGACCACUGGUCUAUGGCUGAGGCGUCCACUAUUAUGAACAAUUAUGGCACCCUUUGGUAUGGACUCAUAAAACGUGCCAAUUUGAAGAAAGGCGAAAGCAUUUUAAUACAUUCGGCGGCGGGAGGUAUCGGACAGUCGGCUAUCAAUAUCUGCAAACACUAUGAGUGCGAUAUCUAUGUGACGGUCGGCACGGAUGAGAAAAAACAGUUUCUUAUGAAUGAGUAUAACAUACCGGAGAAAAGGAUACUGAACUCGAGGGACAUUUUGUUCAAGAAUCAGGUCUUAGAGUUAACGAAUGGAAAGGGAGUCGAUAUUGUCAUCAACUCGUUAGCCGGAGAGAAACUGGAUGCUAGCUAUGAGUGCCUGGCUAAUUGUGGCAGAUUUAUAGAGAUCGGGAAGUUUGAUAUGCUUCAGAACAAGAAGCUGGGUAUGUUUGACUUCCUGAGGGACAUACAGUUCAUUGGUGUGGGGUUUGAUGUCGUCAAUAUGGAGAACCCAAAUUUGUUGCAAGACUUUUACAAUUGGAUGCAUAAGAACUGUACGAAUGGUUGCGUAAAACCAUACAAUUAUACCCUUUAUAACGCCUCGGAUGCGGAUAAGGCCUUCAGAUUCAUGACAACCGGUAAACACAUCGGGAAAGUAGUGCUGAAAAUUAGAGACGAAGAGACGGAUAGACAGCCACUGAAAGCUAUUAAACCGGCCGUCAAUAUGAUGGUUACGGUUAAGACGUAUUUCAAUCCAAACAAAGUCUACAUAAUAACUGGAGGUUUGGGUGGGUUUGGUAUGGAAUUAGUUCCCUGGAUGAUAUAUUACGGUGCGAGAAAGUUUGUGGUGACCUCGCGGUCAGGGCUCACAACUGAUUAUCAGAAAUAUAUAUACAAUCGGUUCCAAAGAGUUUGUAAAAAUUAUAAAUAUUUCUCAUCCGAUUGGGUCGUGUCGACCGCCAAUGGGCUUACUAUUGAAGGCACACAACAACUCCUAAAAGAGGCCCAAAAGUUGGGUCCCAUUGGAGGGGUAUUUCAUUUGGCGCUUGAAUUGAAUGACUAUUUGAUAGAGAAGUUAACGUUAGAUAAGUUUUACUCGACUAUUGAUACCAAACAUAAAAUAUUUGCAAAUUUGGAUCAAUUGACCCGAAAAUUGGACUAUAAUUUGGAUUAUUUUGUCGUAUUUUCAUCGCUGGCCUGCGGUAAGGGAAAUGGUUGUCAAACUAACUAUUCGUUUGGGAACUCUAUGUGUGAACGUAUUUGUGAACAACGCCGGAGGGAUGGCUUACACGGACUGGCCGUACAGUACGGACCCAUCGAUGAUGUCGGAGUGUUUGAUGUCUCGGAUGACUGGUUGUCGAUGUCUUCAAUAAGGAAACAGCGGAUCCACUCGUGUUGCGAUGUUUUGGACAAAUUGUUGGCAAUUAAACAGCCGAUAGUCACGUCAUAUAUUAAAGCUGACCAAAUCAAAAAUUAUGGGUACUCGAUCCCUGGUUUGGCGACUGAAUUGUGGCGAAGCAUAGGCAUAGACCCCGAGACCACACCUAACCACCUAACCCUGGGUGAAAUUGGGUUGGAGUCCAUAUUUGCCAAUCAACUACAACAGGACUUGGAAAGAGAGUGGAAAAUUAAAAUCACCCUGAACCAGAUCAAAAGUAUCACAAUAGGCUUAUUAAAGGACUACGAGGCUGGUAACGUGGAUAAUAUUAAGGCACAUAUCGACGACAUUAAAAGGUCCAAGGCUAAAUUGUUGAAUCAAAAGUUCGUAAUGCCAACCGAAAAGUAUGAGCGUCUGAAUACCGUAACCAAGGGUCGACCCGUUUAUAUAAUGCCAACCCUAGGCCUCAACUUUCAAAUAUUUGGUGACUUAGCUCACAAGUUGACGCGUCCAGUGAUUGGUCUAAAUUGGGCCAGGGAGGUUAGCCAACUUACCACUCUCAAAGACAUUAACAAGUAUUACGUUGAUUUAUUGCAACGCCUGGAGCCAAAGGGCCAGUACGAUGUGGUCGGUUAUUUCGAUAUGUCUAUAGUUUGCGCUAAAUUAUUGCUGAAAGGAAUGGUAGAUAAGGCGGUUAUUGUGGACAUCAUUAGUGAUCUACAUUUUUGUGGUGAACAGCUUUCCGACGACCUAAUACUAGAGCUGAUGCUGCAGUUAAUGGCCAGUUAUAUACCGGAGUUAUUCAGACAGAAAAUACUCAGAGAUUUUAAAAAGGAGCCUGAUAUUAACGCUAAGGUGCGGUUUAUUGUCAAUGAGAUCCUGGAGUUUGCCGGCAAAGGACUACAGGCGCCCGAUAUGGAGGAGAUAUUUCACGUAAUGAUAGCCCGGAUUCGUAUGCUAUCGGAGUAUAGACUCAAUAAACACAAGAAGUUUUCAAAUCGACUGAAACUCGCGAUCGCAAAGAAAUGGACGAAAAGAACGGGGAAAUUGGUUUUCAUUAAACCGGUUGUGUUUGAUGGCGUCGAUGAUGUGGAUGAGCUGAUGGAAAAGUCAAGGGAUUUGUAUUUCAUACCCGGCUCAAAUGAUGGACAGCAUAAUAUCGAGAUGAAUACCGUCCACACUAUGAGCGCUAUGGACGUGAUGGUCGGGGAGGUCGUCUCAAAAAUAAUCGCAGCUCUUAAAUAAAUAAAUUAAACUAAAUAUAUAACCUGGUUCAAAAUAAACUAUAUUAUAUUUUAAAUGGUUUUGCUUUUAAUAA